AUGCAUCUGCUGCUGUUGCUGGUGACGUGGGCUUGUCUCGUAUGCCAAGUGUUCUGUGAUGAUGUCUCGGACUUUCUGACAAAGAUACCAGACUGCGCUGGAAGCUGUCUUGUCGAUCUCGUAUCAACAUCAACCUGUGGCAUUGACGUCCAAUGUCUUUGCGCCGACCCGAAACUCAAGACGCAGGUCGCAAGCUGUGUUCAGAAGAAAUGCCUGCCGAGGGACUCAUUAGCGACGCUGAAUGUCACCUCAGUUGCUUGUGAUUUUCCGGUGCGAGACAAGCAUGCGCAAUUCGACAUUUUGGCCAUUACGUUGGUUACAAUCACGGCGAUUGCGGUUGGUCUUCGGUUUUGGGAGAAGCUGCGAUACGAGAGGAAGUUCAGGCUCGAUGAUUAUCUCGUCGUAGCUGUCUUUCUACUUGAUCUGGGUAACACUAUUGUUUGUGUUCAUGGCCUUUCGGGCAAUGGUCUCGGGAGAGACGCAUGGCUUUUCAGCCCAGACACGAUCAACAGCUAUCUCUGCUACCUCUACAUUGGCCAAACCCUCUACGCCUCCGAUGUCUUCCUGACAAAGAUAUGCGUUGCCCUCUUCUACCUCCGAAUCUUCCCUGUGGUAACCGUCCAACGUCUUAUAUGGGGUACGAUCGGUGUUGCAGCCCUGGGCAUGGUCAUCUUCGACAUAUUGGCUAUCACACAAUGUCUGCCGAUUAGCUUCUACUGGACAGGAUGGGAUGAGCUGCAUGAGGGGCAUUGUCUUGGAAUCAAUCCAUUAGCUUGGGCUAUUGCAGCCGUGAGUAUCAUCCUGGAUGUUUGGAUGUUGGCCAUUCCUAUCUGGCAACUGGUCCGCUUGCAAAUGAAGUGGCAAAGGAAGCUUGCUGUAGCAGUCAUGUUCACUGUUGGUACUUUUGUCACCAUUGUCAGCAUCCUGCGACUGCGGUACUUGGUUGCUUUUGGGAACUCUCAGAACCCAACCUGGGACAGUUUCGAGACCUGUUACUGGUCAGUCAUCGAGAUCAACGUUGGCUUAUGGUGUGUCUGUCUUCCUGAUCUCCGAAUCCUUAUCCUCAAGGCGUUCCCAAGACUUGGAAGCUCUAUCGACUCGGGUCCCAGAAAUCCUCACCAAGGAUCAUCUGCACCCAGGCAGCAGGGAAGAACUCCGAGUACCUCGCGUCAUACCGAGAGUACCAUCUUCAAAGGAAAGCCAAGUCAGGCGCAGCAAGAAGCGUCGUCGAGCACGGCUGAGCUGGUUGAGAUGACAACAUUCAUGAAUGAUAGUAGGAGUGUAGUUUAG
Fusarium odoratissimum NRRL 54006 is the source of this 1290-nucleotide messenger RNA. RefSeq lists its product as uncharacterized. The coding region runs from base 1 to 1290 and encodes 429 amino acids. Lineage: Eukaryota; Fungi; Ascomycota; Sordariomycetes; Hypocreales; Nectriaceae. The record is from RefSeq and is a predicted model, not a curated record. The transcript has 8 exons.